AAAAUAGUGCUCAGUUUAAGCUUACGGCCCAGUCAACGUUGCGUCGCUUGUUCGUUCGGUCGGGUCCGCUCGGCCAGUUCCUAUGUACGCAUGUCCCAGUUUCAGUCGUUUCGCUUGUUUCCACAGUGAAAUCAUCCGCGUUAAAACUUUUGUGCUUUACGUAAUUAUUGAAACUGUGAUUUCUGAAAAUCUCCAACCCCGCCCCCACAUAUACAUUUGCGUAAAACAAUACAAUGUACAUACUUAAUUCAAUACUACUAUACAUUGUAAAUGCCAAAUUUUAUGCACAGCGGAUAUACGGCAAUUCCCACAUCCCAAGAAUAGAUAGAUGAUCACUCAAAAAGUGGAGGACUCUUCAGGAAGAAUCGAACUACCUAAAACAUAGUCGAAAAUAGAUAAAAUGCCGAUUACAAGAUCUAGCUGCACAACACCUAGAGUCACAUUUAGUAUGGAACGACGGUUAAGUUGUUCCCAUGUUGAACCCACGUAUCGGAAGCACCGAGAGCGCACGGAAACGGGAUUACUAGCGCGGAAGAAGAUUUUUGGUCAAGGGAAUACGACUAUACCGACCUCUAAAUCUAGCGAUGAAACUCUCAAUAGAUUCUAUUUAUGUACAUUUGAACGAAUAUCGAAGAGCUGUUUAUAUUUUCUAUUAGUUUUAGUAAUACUAAGCCGAAAUACUAGCAGUGCUUUGCAAAACAGCGAGCAAUACGCCAGAAUACUCAGUAAUGCGAGUGCGGCACACAGCAAAGAAGACCUGCAAGCCAAUAAUCACUUUACCCACAAGGUUGUCUCUAGCUUCGGCUUUGAGAAAAGUCUUGAGGCGAUUGAAGCGAAAGGCCAAGAGGGCCAAGCACAGAUAAUUAGCGGUGGCAAACAUUUGAACAAUAAUAAAAAUACUCAUAAAAACGGAGUGAGUCCGGAGGAUGAUUAUGUUAAGUCGCAUCAACAGAUUGAUGAGCAAUUACAAAGCCUUGACCUCGACGGGGUCGACAUUUUUGGCGCCUAUAGUAUUCCAAAGGAAGCGAUAUACACGAACGAGUUUGCGGUUCGAAUUCCAGCCGGUAAACAACAGGCAGAUGCGAUCGCAGCAAAGUACGGUUUUGAAAACAAGGGACAGAUCGGAGCCCUUGAUAAUUACUAUCUCUUUCAACAUCAUCGGGUAUCGAAGCGAUCACUGCGUUCCAGUCGAGAGCACCAGAAAGCUUUGAGCUCAGAAGAUGCAGUAGAGUGGAUGCAGCAGCAGCACGAAAAAGUGCGCCGAAAGCGUGAUGGUCCCUACCAGGACUUGCCUACUUACAGUCCGUAUAAUGUUUUGCGCCCGCCUGGUAGCUUCGCAGUCGAUCCGAAUCCGCAUCUUUCAUUCUCCCCAGAGUCACUUUCGCUAGCCACGCACUCAAGUCGGAUGGAGUACCGGGAUGUCGGUUCGCACUCCAUCUUUCCGGAUCCGUUGUUCAAGGAGCAGUGGUAUCUGGUGAGUAAAAAUGGAGGUGCUAAGGAUGGGUUGGACAUGAAUGUGGGACCCGCAUGGCAUAAAGGCUACACCGGUAAAGGAGUGGUGGUAUCCAUUUUGGAUGACGGCAUCCAGACAAAUCAUCCGGAUCUGGCCCAGAACUAUGAUCCGGAAGCUUCGUUCGACAUAAACGGAAACGACUCUGAUCCAACACCCCAAGACAAUGGGGACAACAAACACGGGACCAGAUGCGCCGGUGAAGUUGCUGCGGUGGCCUUUAACAAUUAUUGUGGAGUAGGUGUGGCCUAUAAUGCCAGUAUAGGUGGCGUUCGUAUGUUAGAUGGGAAGGUCAACGAUGUAGUAGAGGCACAAGCACUAAGUCUCAAUCCAUCGCAUAUUGACAUUUACAGUGCGUCAUGGGGACCAGAGGAUGAUGGCUCAACGGUCGACGGCCCUGGACCACUGGCGCGCCGGGCCUUCAUUUACGGUGUAACAAGCGGGCGGCAAGGAAAAGGCUCGAUCUUCGUGUGGGCCUCAGGAAAUGGUGGCCGCUACACGGACUCAUGCAAUUGCGACGGAUACACCAACUCAAUCUUCACACUUUCAAUUUCGAGUGCAACUCAAGCUGGCUUCAAACCCUGGUACUUAGAGGAAUGUUCCUCUACCCUAGCCACUACUUAUAGUUCGGGAACCCCGGGUCACGAUAAAAGCGUUGCUACUGUGGACAUGGACGGCCGCCUGCGGCCUGAUCACAUUUGCACAGUAGAGCACACAGGGACUUCAGCUUCAGCGCCUCUCGCGGCAGGCAUAUGUGCACUGGCACUCGAGGCAAAUCCUGCAUUGACAUGGCGAGACAUGCAGUAUUUGGUGGUGUACACCUCUCGGCCAGCGCCCUUGGAAAAAGAAGCCGGUUGGAUGCUUAACGGUGUGAAGCGCAAGUACAGCCAUAAGUUCGGAUACGGGUUGAUGGACGCGGGGGCAAUGGUUUCAUUGGCGGAGCAAUGGACUUCUGUUCCGCCACAGCAUAUUUGUAAGUCGCGGGAGAACAACGAAGACCGCAGAAUUGACGGUACUUAUGGUUUUACAUUGGACACACAUAUGGAUGUGAAUGGUUGCGCUGGUACCAUUAACGAAGUCCGCUAUUUAGAGCACGUACAGUGCCGCAUAACACUGCGCUUCUUUCCUCGCGGCAACUUGCGCAUCCUACUCACGUCCCCGAUGGGCACCACCAGCACGUUGUUGUUCGAAAGGCCACGCGAUAUCGUCAAGUCAAACUUCGACGAUUGGCCUUUCCUCAGCGUCCAUUUCUGGGGAGAAAAAGCUGAGGGCAGAUGGACCUUGCAAGUACUCAACGGCGGUCGGAGACGCGUCAACCAGCCGGGAAUUCUUUCUAAGUGGCAGCUCAUAUUUUACGGCACCUCUGUUCAACCAAUGCGGCUCAAAGCAGAGCUUCUCAGUAGGAACUCGCAGCUACGCAGUCCUCUAGUAUCAAAUCCCUUUCUAUUUCCCUCGGCUCCACCCUCGGGGUCGAAUAUCGGCCAGCCCGCCAAUGAAGGUGGCAACUUCAACACGGACAGCUUUUCGAGCUACCUCAACUACCAAAACAUUUUCAGCAGCGCUGGUUCGAAUCCAGAGCCAGCUACUGCUACAUUGGAUGGCCGCAAUAUAAGUGCGUCCUUUACGACUUCUGGUGACUCAUUUACUUCCACCUCUGCAGCUGCCGUUCAAGUUUUGGGAGCAACUGACCAAAGAAGUAAUGACAUGUCGAUAUUGCAUUCCUGUGAUGCUGAGUGUGACUCAUUAGGUUGCUACGGGAGAGGACCCACCCAGUGUGUGGCCUGCAGUCAUUACCGGCUUGAUAACACUUGUGUCAGCCGUUGUCCACCGCGCUCCUUUCCCAAUCAGGUCGGUAUAUGCUGGCCUUGUCACGAUACUUGCGAGACAUGUGCUGGUGCGGGACCCGACAGCUGUCUUACCUGUGCUCCAGCUUAUCUGCAUGUCAUCGAUCUUGCCGUCUGCCUGCAAAUUUGUCCUGAUGGAUAUUUUGAGAACUCCAGAAACAGAACGUGCAUCCCUUGUGAGCCAAAUUGCGCUUCGUGUCAAGAUCAUCCAGAAUUUUGCACAAGUUGCGACCAUCAUCUUGUUAUGCAUGAAAACAAAUGCUAUUCUGCUUGUCCGUUAAAUGCGUUUGAAACUGAGGAUAAUAAAUGUGCCUUGUGUCACUCGUCGUGCGCCACUUGCAAUGGCCCGACGGAGCUAGACUGCAUUACCUGUCGCCCGAGUCGAUAUGUCUGGAAAAACAAAUGCCUUAACAGCUGCCCCAGUGGAUUUUUUGCGGACAAGAAACGCCUCGAGUGCAUGCCUUGCCAGGAGGGCUGCAGAAGCUGCACCAGCAACGGAAUUUGUUCAGAGUGCCUUGAAAACUGGACGUUGGCGAAAGAUAAAUGUAUUGUUCCUGGAAGUGAGGCUUGUAGUGAAUCAGAGUUUUUGAGCCAGUCGAAAGAUCACUGUCUGGCGUGUGACGCUUCCUGUGAAAGCUGCAGCGGACCUUCGGAAACGAAUUGCACGUCCUGUGCUCCAAACCGGCUCCUGGAGCAGAAACGAUGCGUGAGCGGUUGUCAGGACGGGUUUUUCAUGGAGACAGGUGUUUGCUUGCCGUGUCUUCACACUUGCAGCCAAUGCGUCUCGCGUACCAACUGCAGUAAUUGUUUGAAGGGUCUACAGCUUCAAAACGGAGAAUGCCGUACAACCUGUGCCGAUGGCUACUACAGUGACCGGGGAAUUUGCGCCAAAUGUCAUCUCAGUUGCCACACUUGCAGCGGACCUCGUCGCAACCAGUGCGUGAAGUGUCCGGCCAGUUGGCAACUGGCAGCCGGCGAAUGUCAUCCAGAGUGUCCCGAGGGUUUCUACAAAUCUGACUUUGGUUGUCAAAAGUGCCACCACUACUGCAAAACGUGCAAUGACGCUGGACCUCUCGCCUGCACCUCAUGUCCCCCACACUCUAUGCUAGAUGGCGGCUUGUGCAUGGACUGCCUUAGCUCACAGUACUACGAUUCGACAUCAUCAAAAUGCAUAACGUGUCACGACUCGUGUCAUUCCUGCUUCGGGCCUGGACCAUACUCCUGUAAAGCUUGCUUAGCGCCACUUUUUCUGGACCAGCUCAAUAGCCAAUGUGUUCCCUGUUGUCAGAACCAGACAACUCUUUCGAACUGCUGUCAUUGCAAUGAGGAAACAGGCGGUUGUAAGGUCACCUCAACAGGUGGAAAACGCCGCACUGUUAUUGGAAACGGCAAUUCGUUUGGAGGCGAUUCUGAAUCCAGAACACUUGGUAAUGAAGGAAAUAGCAACGAGUUUGUUCUUAGAUUGAGCUCACCACUGACGGCCAUCACAGCCAUUGCCGUAGCAGUUUGUUUGCUGAUCAUAACGAUUUUCUCCGUCAUAUUUGCUGUUUUACAGCGGAAUAGUAAUCACGUCUUCAGGAACUCAGUGCGCUAUAAAAAAAUUAUAAGCAAAUCGUCCAGCAGGCGAAACAACUCGUCAGCAACACCUAAAAGCGAGGCAAGAUUCAUAUUUAACAUUGGCGAGGACGACAAUAGCCAAGACGAAAACUCAGAAGACGAGGAAGUCGGAAAUGCGGGCACGGAAGUGAAAAGGAUUGUCUUCGAACCCAAAGCUAAACGCAUACUUCACGGAAAAGAAUUUUACAUUGAGAGUACAAAAGAUAUUGAUACGAUCAAGUUUCAAUGCAAAGCCGACCAGAAAUUGGAACGCCAACCCAUAAGUUUCGAGGAAACGGAUGGAGAUAUUAAUCCUAAAGACACGAACAGGAAUUCGCUAACAAGUCGUACAUACGUCUGUAGCUGAUUGCCCAAUCAGUGAUAAACUCAAAUGCGAAAGUAAUUUUACUAUCAAGAAUUUGAUCUUGGAUUUCUUGCUCUGGACAAGUAAAUUUUUACAUUACUUUGAGGAACAUAGCGAAUCGAAAUAUUUAACAUCCGAAAAUGAUAAAAAUUUAUAUGUGAUUGUGAAUUGUUUUUAUAUAUAUAUUUGUAAAUUUAAUGUUUGUAUUAAAUUUUUAUGAAAAAUGUUA
This is a messenger RNA of Drosophila ananassae, 5543 nucleotides long. RefSeq names its product furin-like protease 2 (gene Fur2). Gene Ontology annotation, cellular component: trans-Golgi network; Golgi membrane. Gene Ontology annotation, biological process: protein processing. Gene Ontology annotation, molecular function: serine-type endopeptidase activity. The coding region runs from base 401 to 5317 and encodes 1638 amino acids. NCBI's taxonomy places the organism in Eukaryota, Metazoa, Arthropoda, Insecta, Diptera, Drosophilidae. The record is from RefSeq and is a predicted model, not a curated record. The transcript is spliced from 17 exons.